AUGAAUGCAAUUCAGAGACUUUUGGCUUCCAGUCUAAGGAAAGGAAGGAUGCGGGUAAGAUUUCAAAGUAAUGAUCGACCAACCGUGCCUCUUGGAUCACGGAUUUUAACAGAUCCAGCAAAAGUUUAUGAACACAACAUGUGGGACCACAUGGAGUGGUCACAAGAAGAAGAAGCAGCAGCUAGAGAAAAAACAACUGAAAACUCAUCUGUGAGAGUGCAACUAGAAGACCAAGUCAAAUAUGAGAAUCAAGCAAGUAAAUAUUGGAAUAAUUUUUAUGAGAUUCAUAAAAAUAAAUUUUUCAAGGAUCGUAAUUGGCUGUUGAGGGAAUUUCCUGAAAUUCUUCCAGUUGGACUACAAAAUAAAGAAAAGAAGGAGAAAAUGUCUUGGGAUUUUGUAAAAACUGAUGCUACAGACUCUUUCUCAAAAACAAGCUGCCUGGACGUGCCUAAAAGAGUAGAAUCUUGUAAAAAUGAUUUUGGUGAUAAUUUUACUUAUAGCCAAAGCAAAAUAAGAUCUGGUGACAUCCAGCAUCCUAAAAAGAAGAAAGAAGAGGCCUCAAAGACCAAAUUGUUCCCUGGCAGCUGUGCUACUUUCAGAAUUCUAGAGGUUGGCUGUGGUGCUGGAAAUAGUGUUUUCCCCAUUCUUAAUGCUCUGAAGAAUGCUCCAGAGACCUUUCUUUACUGCUGUGAUUUUGCUUCUGAAGCCGUGGAACUAGUAAAGUCCCACUCAUCCUACAGCCCAGCCCAGUGUUCUGCCUUUGUUCAUGAUGUAUGUGAUGAUGGCUUAUCCUACCCUUUUCCAGAUGGGAUCCUGGAUGUCAUUCUCCUAGUCUUUGUACUCUCUUCUAUUCAUCCUGACAGGAUGCAAGGCGUUGUAAACAGGCUGUCCAAAUUACUGAAACCUGGAGGAAUGUUGUUAUUUCGGGACCAUGGAAGAUAUGAUCUCACUCAACUUCGUUUCAAAAAAGGAUGUUGCUUGUCUGAAAACUUUUAUGUUCGAGGAGAUGGUACCAGAGCAUAUUUCUUUACAAAAGGGGAAGUCCACAAUAUGUUCCAUCAGGCUGGGUUAGAGGAAAAGCAGAACCUGGUUGAUCGACGUUUACAAGUUAAUAGGAAAAAAAAAGUGAAAAUGUAUCGAGUGUGGGUACAGGGCAAGUUUCAGAAACCAUUGCAUUCAUUUCAUCAUAAUCACUCUGAUAAUCGUAUUCCUGGCAUUUCUGCUGGUUGAAGAGCAAAGCUAUUCUCUCUGUAAAUCAAGAUCACCCCAUGCAAAAGACUCUCCAAAAAUCAUUCUUGAAUAAGCAAGUAGAAGAUAGGAAUGGAAUAUCUACGUUUGUCUCUUUUAUUAUAGGUGAACCCUUCCAUUAAGCUUAUACACACAUAUUAUUAUGUAAUAUGGAAGUAGCCACCAUUUUUGGCAUUAAAAAAGAAGUAUGA
This is a messenger RNA of Gracilinanus agilis (Agile Gracile Mouse Opossum), 1439 nucleotides long. It is a transcript of the gene METTL8, whose product is annotated as methyltransferase 8, methylcytidine. Lineage: Eukaryota; Metazoa; Chordata; Mammalia; Didelphimorphia; Didelphidae. The transcript is spliced from 9 exons. Bases 1 to 1230 code for a protein of 409 amino acids. The record is from RefSeq and is a predicted model, not a curated record. Gene Ontology annotation, molecular function: tRNA (cytidine-N3)-methyltransferase activity.